Molecule: messenger RNA, 1337 nt
Organism: Drosophila willistoni
Lineage: Eukaryota; Metazoa; Arthropoda; Insecta; Diptera; Drosophilidae
Product: thioredoxin domain-containing protein 9
Exons: 3
Coding region: 93-743 (216 amino acids)
Biological process (GO): microtubule cytoskeleton organization
Cellular component (GO): cytoplasm
Source: RefSeq, a predicted model, not a curated record
GAAACAACACACACGAAAUAUCAAUCAGAAGUCGAAUAAAUAAUUAAAAUAAGCAUAAAAUAAAUUGCGUUAGUCAAGUGUAAAGAGUAAACAUGGCCAACCUAUUGGAAAAUCAAUUGUUCAAUGCGGCCAAGACAAUCGAACAGCAAUUGGACCAACAACUGGAUCGCUUGGAUAAUCUCGAUUCGGAUGAUUUGAAGGUUCUGCGAGAGCAACGGCUGCGAGAGAUGAAAGAGCUGAAUAGCAAGAAACAAGAAUGGAUCAGAAAUGGUCAUGGUACCUACUCGGAGCUGGCCGAUGAAAAGGAAUUUUUCGAGAUGUCAAAGAAGUCGCCAAACAUUGUCUGCCAUUUCUACAGAGAUAGCACCGAACGUUGUCGCAUUGUCGAUAUGCAUCUAAAGAUCUUGGCCACCAAGCAUGUGGAGGCGAAAUUUUGCAAGGUGAAUGCCGAAAAGACACCGUUCCUUACUCAACGUUUGCGCAUCAAAGUCAUACCCACAAUUGCCUUGGUGAAGGAUAGCAAAACGAAGGAUUUCAUUGUCGGAUUCACCGAUUUGGGUAACUGUGAUGAUUUCUCCACGGAAAUGUUGGAAUGGCGUAUUGCCCACUCUGGUGUGAUUGAGUACAAGGGAGACCUGAUGCAGCCGCCAGAUGUUAAACGCAAGCCUUAUAUAAAUCGCGCACAGAAGACCAUACGCGGAGGCUACGAUUCAGAUGAUUCCGACAUUGAUCUCGAUGACUAACCUAUUUUUUUCACCUACACCCACACCCUUUCUCCAUUAAUAAUAAUAAUAAUAUUAAUUAUAAUGAAAAAUGGAAACAUUUAAAAGAAAUUCCCCAUACGCAACACACAAAGACACUGAAAAAUCAAAAAACAACCUUAGCACAUGAAUGUAAAUCCAAUUAGGCAUACGUUAGCGUUAUUUAUUUAAUUCCUCUUUCCGAUUCUAAUUUAGAUUCUGAGAUCAAAUGAAACAUCGUAGCAUAUAAGUAUUAUCCCCAAACCCUAACUGCCCCUCUACCAUUAUGUUGCCUCGAUUUGCAUUCGCCUUUGGCACAAAGUAGUUUUAUAAACUCAAGCUCGCUCGUAAAACGCAUCUGAAACUGCUAGAAGUUGAGGACCUCAAAAACCUGGCCUAUGAAACAUACAUAUAUAUUUUUUAUUAAAUUAUAACAAAGACAGAGUUGUAAUGCAUUUCCUAUGGUAGAAAUAACUAACACAUAUGUACAAGUUUUUAUAUUUAUUUUUGUAAUUCUACAAAAAAAAAAAAAAAAAAGCAAACGAAAUUAAUGACAAUUAUAUAAAAAAUGAUAUUAAGCUGCAUGUUCUAAACGCA